UGUGUGGUGGACUGGGCCUGGUGAAGUGAAGGCAGUGUGGCCGCGGCCGCUGUGGGGUGUGGAGCUACAUUUCGUAUAAAAUAUACAUAAAACUUGGAACAUCUGUCAAAAAAUGACAAUUGAAGCAUUCAAGUCAUAAUUCACGCCAUGAAUAAGUAGUGUAGUGUGUCGUGUCUCGCCAGCCGCGCCGGAGGUACCCAACACCUGCCAGUCGUCAGUCCGUGCAUCUCAUGUAAACACGAGGACAACGUCAACACUUGAUAAAUAGUGCGUGACAUCAGGACCAUCACCAGUUUAUCCAAGGACAUGUUUAUAUGGUGGAUCUCCUGGGCGUGGCUACUCUGCUGGGCGUGGGCGUGCAUGGGCGUCAGCGUGUGGGCGGCAGGCAUGACCCCGGAGGAGGUUGGUGGAGUCCCUGGGACCACAGCCCCUGGAGGAGAAGACGCUUCCUCUGUGGUCGUGAUUCAUGAGCGUGUGGGUCCUGGCAUGGGCGGGUCUGCUGUGCAGCUGCUGGGGUUGGAGAAUGGACAGCACUUCGCCACACAGCCCACACCCCAGACUGCUGUGGUGGGCUCUACCGCUGUGCUCCCCUGCAGGGUCAUCAACAAGGUGGGUCACCUCCAGUGGACCAAAGAUGGGUUCGGACUGGGCACCGAGAGGGAUUUGUUCGGCUUCACGCGAUACGCCAUGAUCGGCUCAGACGAUGAAGGAGACUUCAGCCUAAGAAUCAAGCCAGUACUGCUGGACGAUGAUGGGCUCUACCAGUGCCAGGUGAGUGCCAGUGACGGGGUGCCAGGCAUCAGGUCACACGCCGCCCGCCUCACCGUGUACGUGCCGCCCUCACCGCCCACACUCACGCCGCCCGUCCUCACCACCACCGCGGGCGUUACUGUGACCCUUGUGUGUGAGAGCUCUGGAGGACGACCUGCUCCUGAGAUCCAGUGGGUGGACGACGCCAGACGGGAGACCAUCAGGACGGGGUGGAUGGUGGAGACAGAACCCUUAGAAGACGGGAAGAGAGUCAAGGUCACAUCCCGUCUCUCCUUCACCCCCAGAAGGACCCACCACAACUCUACCCUCACCUGCCUCACCUCCAACCAGGCCCUGAGCCACCCUUUGACCAGCACCGUCCACCUAAAGGUGUUGUUCCCGCCAGAGGUUGGUCUCAGAGUUCGCCCAUCUCAGCUGGUGGAGGGAGAUGAUGCUACUUUCCUCUGUACCGCCCAGGCCAACCCCUCCUCCUUACUUACAGAUGGUACCGGAGGAGUCAGCUGCUGGAGAACGCUACGUCGAGUGUUCUCUUACUACGAAAAAUAUCCAGAACUCUCCACCAGACCUCCAUAUCAUGUGAGGUGUCCAACAAGGUGGGGACAUCCAAGAAGACUCUGAGUGUCCACGUGCAGUACGGCCCAGUCUUCCGUGCCCUGCCCCGUGACGUCAUGGCAGAGACGGGAAAGAAGGUGGUGCUCAAGUGUGACGUGGAUUCGAACCCUCCGUCUACCAUCGCUUGGCUCCGGGACGGCUCC
Molecule: messenger RNA, 1526 nt
Organism: Homarus americanus (American lobster)
Lineage: Eukaryota; Metazoa; Arthropoda; Malacostraca; Decapoda; Nephropidae
Product: irregular chiasm C-roughest protein-like
Exons: 9
Coding region: 307-1389 (360 amino acids)
Biological process (GO): cell-cell adhesion
Cellular component (GO): cell-cell junction
Molecular function (GO): cell adhesion molecule binding
Source: RefSeq, a predicted model, not a curated record